AUGGCGCGCAUCUUCAUCACCGGUUCCUCCGACGGGAUCGGCUCCCAAACAGCCAAGCGCCUGAUUGAGAAGGGCCACCAGGUUGUUCUUCACGCGCGCAACCCGCAGCGCGCCAAAGACGCCAGCGCCGCCUGCCCCGGCGCCGAGGAGGUGCUGGUGGCCGACCUGACCAGCCUCGAGGAGACGAAGCAGCUCGCCGCCGCCGCCAACAAGCUCGGCACCUUCGAUGCGGUGCUGCACAACGCGGGCCUGUACCUGGGCAUGGAGAAGGUCCCUGGCAAGAGCGGCAUGCCCUCGCUGUUCUGCGUCAACACGCUGGCGCCAUUCGUGCUCGCCUCACUCAUGCACAAGCCCAAGCGCAUCGCUUUCAUCUCCAGCGGCAUGCAUUACAGCGGGCGCCCGCGGCUAGACGGUGGCCUGGAGAGUAGCAACUACAGCGACAGCAAGCUGCACAAUGUCAUGCUGGCCAAGGCGUUUGCGCGGCGCUGGCCCGGCAUCGAGAGCAACUCGGCCGAUCCGGGCUGGGUGCCCACCAAGAUGGGUGGCUCGCACGCGCCGGACGACCUGAAUGCCAGCAUUGACGAGUUUGUCAUGUUGGCGCUGGGCGAAGGCAACGCGAAGGGGCAGACAGGCAAGUAUUUUGUGAACUCGAGGCUUACUGCGCCGGCGAAGGUCGCGGAUGAUGUUGGCCUGCAGGAUCGCCUAGUGAAAGAACUGGAAAGGAUCAGUGGAGUCACCAUGCCGAAGUAG
This is a messenger RNA of Phaeoacremonium minimum UCRPA7, 750 nucleotides long. RefSeq names its product putative short-chain dehydrogenase reductase sdr protein. The coding region runs from base 1 to 750 and encodes 249 amino acids. The record is from RefSeq and is a predicted model, not a curated record. The transcript has a single exon. Lineage: Eukaryota; Fungi; Ascomycota; Sordariomycetes; Togniniales; Togniniaceae.